This is a messenger RNA of Drosophila sechellia, 3534 nucleotides long. RefSeq names its product carboxyl ester lipase-like protein Gli (gene Gli). The transcript is spliced from 8 exons. Lineage: Eukaryota; Metazoa; Arthropoda; Insecta; Diptera; Drosophilidae. The record is from RefSeq and is a predicted model, not a curated record. Bases 94 to 2964 code for a protein of 956 amino acids.
UUAUGGUUUUGGUUGGCUCGUCAGUUCGUCGGCAGCGUUCGAAAGAGUCGGUUGGCUGCGUUUUGGCGGUAGUGGUUGUGCGCACAGAUCACCAUGAUGCACAAAUUGAAAUAUCGCGAUAAAGUAAAAUGGCUGUUAGCUCUUCUCGUGCUGAUCGGCACUUGCUUUACUCCGACAAGUGGACAGACAAGAGAUCCCAGAUUUUAUUCCCGUCCAGGCGUUGACUACCAUUGGCCAAAUCCCGGCGAUCCGGAUUACAGAACCUACACGUUCAACGAUCGCCGAUAUGGUCAUUAUCAGCCAAAUGGGUAUGGAGCCAACUAUCCAGGCAGAAAUCCACCGGGACAGUAUCCACAGGGAAUGCCGAAUGAGGAUCGCUUUCGAUUUGAUCCGAACGAUCCGAAUGCUCGGACGCAGUUUCCCGGAGUGCUGGCCGGAUGGCGAGAGGAUUUACAGGGCAAGCAGCGCCGGGAUUCGUUGACCCUGGAGCGGGAUGUAUUCGUGACCACCAACUAUGGCCAGGUGCAGGGCUUCAAGGUGUACAUGUACGACAAUCCAGACCCGAAGUCCUUCUAUCGUCCCUACCACUCGACCGUGGAUCGUGUGAUGGGCGAGUGCUCGGUGUUCCUGGGCAUCCCCUACGCCCUGCCGCCCACCUUCGAGGGCAGGUUCAAGCCACCACGCGUCCAUCGAGGCUGGCAGCUGCUCCAGGCCGUCGACUUUGGACCCGCCUGUCCACAGCCUGUGCGGUAUACGGGUGCCACGAAGGGAAUCAUGGACAUGGACGAGGAUUGCCUCUACUUGAACGUGUAUUCGCCGAAGACUGGUGCUGGUGUGGCUCAAAAAUACCCCGUAAUGGUGUACAUCCAUGGCGGCGAGUUCAUCCGUGGAGCCUCCAACCUUUUCCAGGGUCAUAUUCUGGCCUCGUUCUACGACGUGGUCGUGGUGACCCUGAAUUACCGCCUUGGUGCCCUGGGAUUCCUAUCGACGGGUGAUGAGAACUCGCCCGGAAACUACGGAAUACUCGACCAAGCGAUGGCGCUGCGUUGGGUCCACGACAAUAUUGAGUUCUUCAACGGCGAUCGGAACUCCAUCACUCUAUUUGGUCCGGGAGCGGGUGGCGCCUCCGCUGGACUCCUGAUGGUGGCACCACAGACGCGGAACAUAGUGCGUCGUGUGAUCGCACAGUCCGGCUCAGCUCUAGCGGAUUGGGCGCUGAUCCAGGACAAGUAUCGCGCCCAGAACACGAGUCGCGUGCUGGGACAACUGCUGGGCUGCUCCAUCGAAUCGUCGUGGAAGUUGGUCAACUGCCUGCGCACCGGGCGCAGCUUCUAUGAGCUGGGAAACGCUGAGUUCUCUCCCCAGGUGGGCAGCUUUCCAUGGGGCCCAGUUUUGGACCACAACUUCACGUUGCCCGGCGACGAUUGGUACGAGGGCUGGCGCGAAAAGGACUGGCGUUUCCUCACCCAAACACCGGAAACCCUCAUCCGGGCCGGAAAAUUCAACCGGAAUAUUCAGUACAUGACGGGCGUGACCACACAGGAAGCGGCCUUUUUUGUGGCCCAAAACGAAUCCUUAAGUCCGUACUAUGAACUAGAUGGACGCUUCUUCGAUCAGAAGAUAAGGGAACACGUUUUCCGCUACAACUAUACACUUAAUCCGAACGGAGUUUAUGAGGCCAUUAAGUACAUGUACACCUUCUGGCCGGAUCCCAAUAAUAACACCAUAAUCCGGGAUCAGUACAUAAACAUGCUGAGUGAUCUCUACUACCGGGCACCGGUGGAUCAGAUGGUCAAGCUGAUGCUGGAGCAGAAGGUACCGGUCUAUAUGUACGUACUGAACACCACUGUGGAGGCACUGAAUCUGCCACAGUGGCGAAAGUAUCCACACGACACCGAGCGUUAUUUCCUCACCGGAGCUCCCUUCAUGGACACCGAGUUCUUUCCCAAAAAGGAGCACCUGCAGCGCAACAUGUGGACGGAUAACGAUCGCAAUAUGAGUCACUUCUUCAUGCAAACCUACUCGAAUUUUGCUAGAUAUGGCAAUCCGACGCCGCAGCAGGUGCUAGGCAUGCAUUUCCAGCGCGCCUACCAGGGCGAGAUUCGGUACUUGAACAUCAAUACCACGUACAACUCCUCCAUUCUGCUCAACUAUCGGCAGACGGAGUGCGCCUUCUGGACGCAGUACUUGCCCACAGUUAUCGGUGUGCUGGUGCCCACCUAUCCACCCACCACGGAGUACUGGUGGGAGCCCAAGGAGCCGCUGCAGAUCGCCUUCUGGAGCAUGUCAGUGGCCUGUUUCUUCCUCAUAGUCCUGGUGGUCAUCUGCUGCAUCAUGUGGCGCAAUGCCAAGCGCCAAUCGGAUCGCUUCUAUGACGAAGAUGUCUUCAUCAAUGGCGAAGGCUUGGAACCGGAACCGGAUGCGCGUGGUGUGGACAAUGCCCACAUGGUGACCAACCACCAUGCCCUGCGCUCCAGGGAUAAUAUCUACGAGUACCGCGACUCUCCAUCCACCAAAACAUUGGCCAGCAAAGCGCACACGGACACCACCUCGUUGCGCUCACCCAGUUCGCUGGCCAUGACCCAAAAGUCCAGCAGCCAGGCGUCCCUCAAAUCAGGCAUCUCGCUCAAGGAAACCAAUGGCCAUUUGGUGAAACAAUCUGAAAGGGCAGCCACGCCACGAUCGCAACAAAAUGGCUCCACCGCAAAGGUGGCGUCUCCUCCUGUGGAGGAGAAGCGUCUACUGCAGCCACUUUCCAGCACGCCCGUGACGCAACUGCAUGCGGAGCCGGCUAAAAGAGUUCCCACCGCCGCCAGUGUCUCGGGCAGCAGUCGGAGCACCACUCCGGUGCCCUCUGCCCGCAGCACCACCAUGCACACCACAACGGCCACCCUGAGUUCCCAGCCAGCGGCUCAGCCGAGGAGAACCCACAUGGUGGAGGGAGUGCCUCAGACAUCCGUAUAAGUAACAGCUCUCUAAGCGCAGGAAGCGCUUAGGGAGUCAGCCGAAUCGUCCAAUUACAGAUCCAAUCAACAAUCCAGGAGGAAGUAUGCUAGUUUCUCCUGGAAUUUUAUUUAAAGUAAGUUAGUUAUUUCCGAAAAAAAUAGUUUAAGUUUUGUAUUUAUGAUAGGUUUGUAAACAGAUCUUUAAGAUCUCAGUUUUGAGUUUUAGUUUUGGCAAACCUGUAUUUCUAAUGCCUUUAAGUUAAUUUAAGUUAACUUGUUCUUAAGUUUGAUAACCCAACGAAUACAAAUCCAUAUCAAUGACAUUCCAUAGCCUUAUAAUCGGCCUUCACGUGUAUAUAUAGAAUUUAAAUGUAUACUAAGAGUUAUUUAAAUCUAGGAAAUGUUCUGCCUUAACUGAAGGGAAUUAGCUAAAUAAUGCAAGUAUUUUAAUAACCAAUGCUGAGUCUAACUUUUUAAAACUCCCUUUUAGUGGCAGUAAUAUCGAAUGAAAUUGUAAAGAGAGUAUAUCUUUAAAAUCAAAUAUAGAAAACGAAUAAAUUAACGUUAUCCAAAAUAAUGCAUUACAUUA